This is a messenger RNA of Bradysia coprophila, 3054 nucleotides long. RefSeq names its product nervous fingers 1 (gene nerfin-1). Gene Ontology annotation, cellular component: transcription repressor complex; nucleus. Lineage: Eukaryota; Metazoa; Arthropoda; Insecta; Diptera; Sciaridae. Gene Ontology annotation, molecular function: DNA-binding transcription repressor activity, RNA polymerase II-specific; RNA polymerase II cis-regulatory region sequence-specific DNA binding. Gene Ontology annotation, biological process: neuron differentiation; regulation of cell cycle process; negative regulation of transcription by RNA polymerase II. The record is from RefSeq and is a predicted model, not a curated record.
GAGGUUGGAUAUUCUCCUGGGCUAGAUACAUAGUUUUGUGUUCAGUGUUUAUUUUGAAAGUGCAAUUUUUGUUCGUUUUUGUUUUGUUUGUUUUCCUUGGUUUUAUUUGUUCGAAAGACUUUGGUGGAAUUGAAAAAAGGAAACGGCUUCGGUCAGGAUUAACAAGUGUGGUUCAGCUUUAACAGUGAAAUAUUGUGUUCGUGAAAUGAGAUGGCCACAUCUCAGCGAUUUCUUCCAUUUCGGUCGACAGUGGGCCUUUUGACAACAGUGGCCGAACUACCGCAUAAUUACAAAAUUCGUUAUAUAACACCUGAAUCACCACUGGAUCUGACUAUUAAAACAACCGACUCAUUAACACCACCCAGCACACCUUCACCGUUAAAGAAACGGUACCGUGCUGAAAUCGAUUGUCACACCGAGCAGCAAAAUAAAAUUCCUAAAAUUGAAGACGAAGUCGUGCUACCGAAAAAAGAAACCACCCCACUCAAACCAACCAAAUCGAAUGCAGCAUCGAAAACACUUAAGAACCAUCCCGUUUCGACCAAGGAACGUAAGCACAAGGCGGUGAGAAAAUUGAAAUUCGACGAAAAUAAAUCAUCGCCCGUGUCGGGCACGAUAAUCCGAACGUUGGAUGAAAUCGAGCAAGAUAAUUGCCAUGAGUCGGGUGACAUUGAUCCACAGUACAAUAUUGUCGAGGUGACCGAUGAGGCCAAAGCCGAAAUUGCUGCCAUACCCAACGUGAUCGGUGGGUAUGCGUGUAAAUUGUGUCAAAAUGAAUUCGAGGACGCAUUCGGAUUGGCUAGGCAUCGAUGUUCGUGCAUUGUUUUAUUGGAGUAUCGAUGUCCGGAAUGCGGAAAGCGUUUCAACUGUCCAGCGAAUCUGGCAUCACAUCGACGAUGGCACAAACCGAAGGACGAAGUGUUGAAGAAACAGGAAAACAACGAAAACGAACAACAGUUUCCGUGCAGUGAAUGCGGUAAAUUCUUCAAGCGUCAGGCGUAUCUGCGGAAGCAUUUGGCAACGCAUAAAAAUAAAAUGGUCGCGAAGAAAGUCUCACGGAAUUCGGAAAGUUCAAACAGUUUGCGAAGUGAGGAUUCGAAUUCGUGCGAUUCUUUGCCAAAGCGGAAUUUCGACGAGUACAACUAUGCGAAACGAGAGCACACCGAUUCGGAACUGUCGUCAUCGUCGUUUUCGGCUGCUGCGGAAACCAAUUUUCGGGCAUAUGGUGGUACGUUUACCGAUGAGGAGAAUAUUGCUGCUGCAGCGUUAGCGAAUUUACGAAAUGGACCGUCCGUUAUACGACAUACCACUGCCUUAGCAGUAUGAGCUUCUGGAUAAAGAUUCGGUCAAUAUCAUCAGGUAAGAGUGUCACAGAGAAAUUUAUUUUAGUUUUUCGAAUUUAGUUGUAAGGAAAAAUUUUUUUUUCAAAUUUACCACGCUUUUCUUCGUGAAAGCAAAGAGAUGAGUCAAUUUCUAGUCACAAAAAAAAUUAAUUAAUUUAUUCGUCAAGUUUGAAAUCGUUUUGUACAAAAAAAAAACUUAUCGGUAAAAUGACUUCACCUCAAAACGUGGCCAAGCCGCAAUGUACAAAAUUUUGUUGAUGUCUUUUAAUCGCAUUCUUUAUAGCAUUAGUAUACGGGUUUGAUGUUUUGGUGUUAAUAUUUUGUUUUUAUUUUCGUUUUUUUUUACAAUUUCCGUAAAGUCAACAUUUUUGAAAUUUUAUUCGUUCAAAGUCAGCCUUUAUCGAGUUUUAAAAAAAUUGAGAGAAUUUCCUCAGUGUUCCGACCUGCCUCACAUACUAAAUUACAGACAUUUUGAAAGCAGCAUAGAAUUUCCUAAAUAAUUCCUGUUGAAACAAGAGAUUAUUUUCGGGAAUUUUAGUUCUGCAAAUAUCGAAAAAUUUUAUUAUUUUUUUUCGAAAUUAUUCGAAAUUUUUCGGAUAAUUCAGAGUUUGAAUUACCGAAAAGAAACCCUGGUUGAAGCGUAGAGUCGUGUUAGUGUCGUUUGAUUGCAGUUGAUUUAGUUGUGAAACAGUGAGACUCGAAACACGACUUUUCUGUCCUAACAAGUAUCGAAGUAACGCUUGAAAAGCCAUUUAAUGUUCCCUAAAUUCUUCGAAAAUUUCAAUACUUUUUUGAGUAGUAGGCCCCUUGGCCUUACAUCUCUGAGACAACGAUUUAAAGUGGUUCGAAUUUUCUUGGAAUCGAACUUGAAAUAUUUUUUGUCUUCUAGCCAACGAAAACCAAAGAAAAACUUUGGCAGUGCCAAAGACACCUAAUGCGAAAUGUUGUACUGCUGUUGAAUAUGUCAAAGAACAGAAGAGAUUUUAGGCUAUAUCUUGCUUUAGGUGUCUUUCGCAUUUCUCACAAAAUCUGCAAUAUAUUUGGACUGAAUCACACAUUGUAAAUAUCAAUCAUAAAUCAGUUUUCGUUUCUUUGAUGAAAAUGGGAAGGCAUUGUGAAAUUCUCAUUUUUCUUUUUCGCUCAUUUUGGCUGAACGAAUUAAUGAGAAUUUUUGUAAGUUUUUAAGUUUUAGGCAGUGAACGCUGUCAGUUCCAUUUCAAGACGUGAAUAGAAUGUUUGCCAUUUAAUACUUUUUUUAUUGUGCCAUUUUUAUUAAGCGACCGAAAUAGCAUAAAAUGAGGUUACAGACAUGGUCAAAUUAACUAUAAAUUUUAAUCAAUCUUUUUUUAGUAAUUAAUAUUAAAAUUCCGUACUGACCCAAAGUAAGGGAAAAUUUAUUCGAGGGAUUUCUAUUUGCCGGUCUGCCAAUAUUUUUUUUCCUUUUACCAAUAUUUUAAAUCACUUUUUAUAAAGUCGAAAUUGGUACCAAUUCGAUCAAAAUAUUGGUAAAUCGAAUAAUAUUUAUAACGUUCACCCAAAAAUUAAAUAACGUUCGAAUACAAAACCAUUCAUUUAGGUAUCGUAUGAUUUGUACAUUCCCACAAAUACGUAAACAAAAUUCGAUGAUGAAAAUGAUUUCGAAAUAUUGCUAAGUUGUAAGAUUAUAAUUUCAAACUAAAAGUAUGUAAAAAUUUUAUUUCAAUUCAUUCUA